AUGAAGUCUUCAUUUCCUGUUCUUGCUCUCGCAGGAGUUGCAGCCGCUCAAGUACCAAUCUGGGGUCAAUGUGGGGGUAUAGGUUUCAGCGGCUCCACCGUUUGUGUUUCUGGGAACACCUGCGUGUUUGUAAAUGACUGGUACUCCCAAUGUCAAGUUGGCGGUGGUAGUGUCGCGGUGCCAACGACAACAGCAACGGCCCCGGGAACAACCCCUACGGGUGGCUCAACAGGAGCCUUUCGAUUCCUCGGACGUGUGAAUCCAGCAACCAAGGAGUUGACAUGGCCAGGCACCGGUAUAUCGUUCACCUUUACAGGAUCGUCGGCCUCAAUUCAACUCACGUCCGUGACUGGCACGAACAGCGUGGACUUGAUCAUCGAUGGCGGAAAGCCAACAGUCAUCUCAAACGUUGCAGGUACUUCGAUCUCCACACCAGCUGGAUUGUCAAAUGGCAAACAUGUUGUCGUCUUGCGAAAACGCUCCGAAUCCCUCUACGGCACCAUCGUUAUUGGAGGUGUCACCACUGACGGCACUAUCGGCGCGGAUGUGGCUCCAACUCGACGGAUUGAGAUCAUUGGCGACUCAAUCUCAGUUGGCUACGGCCUCGACGGCACAAACCCUUGUACUAAUACUGCAGCUGUUGAAAACAACCCAAAGACUUACGGCGCUCUUGCCGCCGAGCAACUCGGAGCAGAUUAUAGCGUCGUUGCCUGGAGCGGCAAGGGCCUGACGCGCAAUAUCGGCAAUGAUGAUGCCAUCAUAAUGCCAAUACUAUACACCCGCUACGGUGCCAACGAUGCCGAUAAUAGCUAUACAUUCCCUGCCGCUUCUGCCCCAGACGCCAUUGUUAUCAACCUCGGCACCAACGACUUUAACUAUCUGGGCAGUCGGGAUCCCAUCAACGCCGCUACAUUCACAGCCGGCAUGGUCGGGUUUGUUAAGAACAUUCGGACGCACUAUCCGAAUGCCAACUAUUUCCUGAUGACCUCCCCGAUGCUCAGCGACGGCUAUCCCACGGCGGCUGAUGCGCAGCAUACCACCCUGUCCAACGCUGUCAAGGCUGCCAUCACUCAGCUCGGAGGGAAGGUUCAGCUAGUUGACUGGCCCACGCAGGGAUCAGAUGUUGGGUGCGACUAUCAUCCUAACGCCGCUACGAACGCAGCCGAAGCCCCCGUCCUAGCUGCGGCUAUUAAGGCGGCGCUGAAGUGGUAAGGCAGUAAUGUACGAAGGAGGUAUGCGAGGAACUGUAUAUAAAGUACAUAGUAGGUGAUGAAAGUAUAUAUCAAGGCGAG
Messenger RNA from Pseudogymnoascus verrucosus, 1292 nucleotides. RefSeq lists its product as uncharacterized. The coding region runs from base 1 to 1212 and encodes 403 amino acids. Lineage: Eukaryota; Fungi; Ascomycota; Leotiomycetes; Thelebolales; Thelebolaceae. Gene Ontology annotation, molecular function: cellulose binding; carboxylic ester hydrolase activity. The record is from RefSeq and is a predicted model, not a curated record. Gene Ontology annotation, biological process: carbohydrate metabolic process. Gene Ontology annotation, cellular component: extracellular region. The transcript has a single exon.